This is a messenger RNA of Cylicocyclus nassatus, 2436 nucleotides long. The record is from the annotation of a GenBank genome assembly. NCBI's taxonomy places the organism in Eukaryota, Metazoa, Nematoda, Chromadorea, Rhabditida, Strongylidae.
AUGUCCUACUCCGACCCUGAAGAGUAUAGAUUUCUUAAUAGAUCUCAAAAAGGGCACUCUCUAAAUUAUGCAAAACAGAGACCGAGCAAGAAGCAUACGCGAAACGAUUUCUAUGUCACUAAGACAUUAUAUGAUCCAAUGAAUACUGUCAGCAAGAAACACCGAACGAAAAUACUUGCAGAUAAGUUGGACGGGUUUUCCUUCAACGUUUCAUACUCCAUGAAUAAGAAAGAAAGAUGGGAGAAGAUAGACCGUAUCGCUCUUCUCAAAAUUCGACAGUCGUCAGAUGAUGCUUUGGAGACCAUCGUAGUAAACAGGGUGGAUGUUCCAUCUUCUGAUGACCAUCGCGGCAAAACAGUUAAAAGCAUCAACUUAAUUCAGAAUGAUGGCAUUGCAACCUUGGGCUGUGGGGGGAGACCACAUACGCUCAGCCACUUUAUCGGUCAAAUUAGGGAUUUGAAGCAUAUGGACAAGAAAGAAGCAGAUCCGGCAAGAAUGCUCUUCAACUUUUCCAGUAUUCGUCAAUCGCCUGCCAAACGAAUGAAAAGAAAAUCCAAACAAAAGAAACGAAGAGCCUACCAAAAUGUCUUCGAUACCGACUACGAGGACUACGAUACUUCAGAAACGCUUGAGUGCGAACCAUAUGCGAGUGAAGAAGAGUCUGCUGUCAAUGAACGAGAUUCCUCUUCCUGCGACAAUGACUCCAUCAAGUUUAAAACCACUCUACCGGGUCCUAAACCGGACGAAUACUUGAGAGUGAGCAUAAAGCACAUUAUAGCUGGAAGAAAGACGGUGAUAUGGAUCGUGCAACCUAGUGCUACUGCUACUGCUUCGGAUGCUUCUAGUGCAGAAAAAUCUAUUUUUGAAGUGAUUGAAAUUCCACUUGGAAGUUUCAAACCUUUUAGCGUUGAGAUCUUGCCAUUCACACGGAAAGGACUUCGUAAAAAAUGGCUCGAGCCCAGGCGCCUUUUCAUUUCUAGUCUCGAAAUCCCUCAUCCAAAAUUUGUAAUAUUUUUCGAGGAAGAUAAGAGCCAGAAUAUAUUGAGGGUCAGAGUUAGUACAGACUCGUCCUAUACAAAAUCAGCAAGCAGAACCCGCUUAAUGGACAUCGUGAAAACGAAAAAAGAAAGUGACCUUUCCGCACUGUUUAAUGACCUGUAUGACUUCAUCAAUGAUACAACAACAGAUUGGAUAAAAGAUUACUGCAAUAGCUAUGAUUGGGACUGCCGGAUAAAGCAGUAUCCUGAAGGAUUUCGAUGCCGCGUCAACAGCAGAUUGAUAGCACCCAUGGCUGCGAGUAGCUUUGAGUUCGAGCAAAUGAGUCAACUCAGACAACUAUAUGAGCAAGCAAGCCCUAACGUGGAAAAUCCUGGAUUUUGUUCUGACUCGGAGUUUACCGCAAAAUGUUGUUUUUGUCGAAAGAAAGGCAAAAGUGAUUGUUUUCGGCUAUCGACGGGAAUGGUUUGUCGCGAAUGUGCAUCUAUCUCGAUCAUUGAUCAGUUGGAGCGUAAAAAGUUUCCCAUUGAUAUUCCGAGAAUUUCUCCUUCUUCUGCUCUUCAUUUCGAAGUUCUAUACUCAGUUUUGCCCAUACCCACGGUAGCUUCGUUACUGAAAGAAUCGUUAGCUUUUCAAGCUAAACCCAGAUUUGAAAUGCGAUUCGUCACAUGUCCUAAGUGCGCAAUGCCAUAUGACUGUCCGAUGCCACUCGCCACUACUGAAGACUGUGUUUUCAACAGCUGCUCAUGCACAAAGUGUUUUACUGCGUUCUGUUAUCUUUGUGAAUGGGAGCCGCACUGGCCUAUGAGUUGCGAGCAAUUCAAGAAAUGGACUUCGCGAUGGGAUACGCAAUAUUUCUAUGAGAAUCACCAUAUAGAUGGCGAACAAUUGCGAUUAUGCUGCGCUUGCGAGGAGUUCUACAGUGUAGGCACCACUAGAUAUUUACUUGGAUUUGUUUAUCUGCUAUUGUUGCAUUUUAGACCGCCAUUUUUACAAUCGCACGAUCAUAGUCAUGAUUCCAAAUUCAAUUGGAAUGAUAUGGCCAUAAAGUUGCGCAGGCAUCUCACUGCUUUGAAAAUAAAUGUCAAGAAUUGUAAAAUAUGCUUAUGCGCAUACGCAAGGAGACAAAGAUUUUUGCAAAAUAGUGAUUUUGAGAAAUAUGUCAUGACUACAUUCAACGCGGAAAAGAAGGAAAAGUUUAAGAAUCAGAGAAAAACGGUACUCUAUUUGAUCGAGUUUUGCACUGGCUGGUUAUAUGUAGCCAAACCCUUUGACUGGAAACAUUUGAGUUUGCAAAUAUCAAAUCUCAAUAAGAGCCUUCAACUCCUUGAGCUGCAGAUUCCUUUAGCAAGGGACGAUUUUAUGAAGCAUAUGGGUGAACUUGAGGAGGAGACCAAGAACCUCAUCGAACUUGUUCGAAAGAGUUUACGCCAGUCAUAG